Molecule: messenger RNA, 5139 nt
Organism: Cicer arietinum (chickpea)
Lineage: Eukaryota; Viridiplantae; Streptophyta; Magnoliopsida; Fabales; Fabaceae
Product: ethylene-insensitive protein 2.1
Biological process (GO): ethylene-activated signaling pathway; manganese ion transport; iron ion transmembrane transport
Cellular component (GO): plasma membrane
Molecular function (GO): cadmium ion transmembrane transporter activity; manganese ion transmembrane transporter activity
Source: RefSeq, a predicted model, not a curated record
AGCUUUCUAGCCUCCUUUUGGCUUUUGAACCCUCUUUCUCUCUCUUCCUUCAUCUUGAAACCCCAACCCAUAUAAUUUUAUAACUUAGUUCAUCUCUGUUUCUCUCUCUUCAUACGUACAAAUAAAUAAUACUAUAUUAUUAUCAUCAAUUAUUAUUAUUAUUAUUAUCAUCUAGACAUGGUUCCGUGAAGUUAUUCAAAGUUGUGAGAUCUACUUCCCAGAACUGACUCAAUACAAGAAGAAAAUAAGAUGGUUCAACAGAUUACAGUCACAUAACCCUAACUGUACGGAUUUGAAGAGUGAUUGAUAUUUUCAGGAGAUCCUUUUUUUGGACUGCAAUCGGGGAUCGCCGCUGCUCUAUUUGAAAAAUCUUGACAUCAAUUGGAUUCAUUUUCAGUCAUGUUGAGGUGAUGAUUGAAACAGUUAGUUGGGGCGUUGUGAAUUUUCUUUUGUGAUGGCAUAUAGGUUGACUUGAUUGAAAACAUCAGAUUUGUAUUCGAUGAUCACCGUUAAUUGUUGAUGUUAUUAUAGUCUGGUUGCUGGUUUAGGAUAUGCUUUUUGUAAAAAUAUUUGCAAAUUGCAAAUCCUUUUGAGUUUUAUAAGUUGACUUAUUAUAUAGUUUAAAUAUAAAGCAGCUAGUAUAUUGAAGAUUGGCAUGUAAUAUAUAGUGUAUUUUGAUAGAAAUAUAGUUGAGAUACACUUGUACAAUUAUCUAUUGGCCAUCGAGAGUUUUAGCUACUUCAAAGUGUUUGUCUGAGCAUCAUAUUUUUCCGGGCCUUGCGGCUGUGUUCAAAGAAGAAAAAUGGAAGCAGAGACUUUGAGAACGGAACAGACGAAGAGUACAAUGGAGGGUGAGAAAUUGAGUAAUAAUCACCCUCCAGGAUUUCUUAGCCGGUUACUUCCGGCUCUUGUACCCAUGCUUUUGAUUUCGGUAGGAUAUGUUGACCCUGGAAAGUGGGUUGCAAGUGUCGAAGGUGGCGCAAGGUUUGGUUUUGAUCUGAUGGCUUUCACACUGAUUUUCAAUUUCGCUGCUAUCUUCUGUCAGUACAUAUCUGCAAGGGUUGCUGUAAUCACCGGAAGAGAUCUUGCUCAGAUUUGCAGUGACGAGUAUGAUACUUGGACAUGCCUUCUUCUUGGAAUUCAAACAGAAAUUUCAGUGAUUAUGCUAGAUCUUAACAUGAUCUUGGGAAUGGCACAAGGAUUAAAUCUUAUUUUUGGGUGGGACUUGUUCACCUGUGUCUUUUUGACUGCCACUGGUGCUGUUUUUCAUAUACUUCUUGCUGUCCUCCUUGACAUUGAGAAGGCAAAAUUCCUAGGGCAGUUUGUGGCAGGCUUUGUAUUAGUUUCUUUUAUACUUGGACUACUCAUCAAUCAAUCAGAAGUUCCACUUUCCAUGAAUGGAAUACAAAUAAAGUUGAGUGGGGAGAGUGCAUUUAUGCUAAUGAGUCUUCUUGGAGCGACACUUGUGCCUCACAACUUUUACCUUCAUUCCUCUAUUGUACAGUGGCAUCAGGGACCGGAACACAUUUCUAAAGAUGCCUUGUGUCAUAAUCAUUUUUUGGCCAUCUUAUGUGUCUUCAGUGGUCUUUAUUUGGUAAAUAAUAUACUGAUGACUACCUCAGCAAAUGAAUUCUACAGUACAGGUCCUGUUUUGCUUACUUUUCAGGAUGCACUGUCACCAAUGGAACAGGUGUUGCGUAGCCCAAUAGCUCUGCUUGGUUUUGUACUCAUUUUGUUUCUUGCAAAUCAAACUACAGCAUUAACUUGGAGUUUAGGCGGACAAGUAGUAGUAAAUGGUUUCUUAAAACUGGAUAUUCCAGGUUGGCUUCAUUAUGCGACAAUUAGAGUGAUUGCUGUGCUUCCCGCCCUUUAUUGCGUCUGGAGUUCAGGAGCUGAAGGGAUGUAUCAGCUACUCAUAUUCACUCAAGUUUUAGUAGCUCUGCAACUUCCAUCUUCUGUGAUUCCCCUUUUUCGAGUUGCCAUGUCUAGAUCAAUAAUGGGUGCACACAAGAUCUCCCAGUCUCUGGAACUUUUGGCAUUGGUUAUAUUCAUUGGGAUGCUUGGCUUGAAUAUCGUCUUUUUGGUAGAAAUGAUAUUUGGCAAUAGUGAUUGGGCGGGUGAUUUGAGGUGGAAUGUGGGGAAUGGUGUGUCUGCCUCAUAUUCUGUUCUUCUUUUUGCUGGGUUUAUGUCAUUAUGUUUGAUGCUUUGGUUAGCUGCCACACCUUUAAGAUCUGCCAAUGUUCAAUUAAAUGCUCAGGUGUUGAACUGGGAUAUGCCAGAGACUGUAUCAAAUCCGCUGGUUGAAGGUGAAGAAUCAUAUAUAACGGAAACAGUGUGUCAUGAAGAUGCAUAUGUUGAGGCCGAGGAACCAAAACCAGCUUUAGCAAGGACCUUAGAGUACUCAGAAGUAUCACUUGCAAGUUUUCGUCCUGAUCUACCUGAAACCAUAAUGGAACAUGAUCCCCAGGUGAAUGAUGUAAAGGAGAAUCAUUUUGUUACAUCAUCUGUUUCCACAUCAGAGUCGGGGGCAGAAGCAACUGUAGUUAAUGAUAGUUCUGAUUCUAGAUUUGAAGACACAAAAACUAUAGUGGAAACAAAUGCCCCAGUAGAGAAGACUGUGGAAAUUGAAGACGAUUCAAAUGCGGAAAGGGAUGAUGAUGAUGGAGACUCGUGGGAAAUUGAAGAAUCAUCUAGAGCGGUUUUGGCUAAUGCUCCAUCUUCUACAUCAGAAGGCCCUCCAUCAUUCAAGAGUAUUAGUGGGAAAAGUGAUGAUGGUGGGGGUAGCUUUGGAAGUCUAUCAAGAUUAGAAGGUUUAGGACGUGCGGCAAGACGUCAGCUAGCUGCUAUUCUUGAUGAAUUCUGGGGACAGCUUUAUGAUUUCCAUGGGCAAGCAACCCAGGAAGCAAAGGCCAAGAAAAUUGAUGCUUUGCUGGGUGUUGGAGUAGAUUCGAGAUCCACCACUUCCUUGCAGAAAAUGGAUGUAUGUGGAAAGGACUAUUCUGAAUACUUAGCACCUGUAGGCGGUAGACUUUCUGACACUUUCAUUAACGCUGGUCCAUAUGACUAUUCCAAUCAGCCUAGGAUGCAAAGUAAUUCAGAGUCUUCAUAUGGUCUUCAAAGGAGUUCUUCCUCAGUGCGGGCAAGUCCCAUCCAGUUAUUGGAUGCAUAUGUACAAAAUUCCAGCCGCAAUUUCAUUGACUCUGGUGAGAGGCGCUAUUCCAGUGUGCGCAAUCUUCACUCAUCCGAGGCUUGGGAUCAUCAGCCAGCUACAAUACAUGGUUAUCAGACUGCAUCCUAUCUUAGCCGAGGCGUGAAAGAUAUAAAUUCUGAAAACAUAAAUGGUUCAAUGCAAUUGUCAUCGCUGAAGUCCCCUUCCACAAGUAAUACAAACUACAGGGAUUCCCUUGCGUUUGCUUUGGGAAAAAAGUUGCAUAAUGGUUCAGGUGUAAGCCAUCCCCCUGGGUUUGAAAAUGUAGCUGUCUCAAGAAAUCGCCAACUGCAAUCUGAGAGAUCCAAUUAUGAUUCUUGCUCCUCUGGACCUGCAGCUAAUACUGUCAAUUCAGUUAACACUAAGAAGUACCACAGCUUGCCGGACAUUUCAGGAUAUGCCAUCCCCCACAGAGCUGGCUAUGCAUCUGAUAAGAGUGCACCAUGGGAUGGUUCCGUUGGAUAUGGUUCUUUUGCUGGUAGGAUGUGUUACGAACCAUCUUUAUAUUCAAAUUCUGGAUCAAGAGCAGGAGCUCAUUUGGCCUUUGAUGAAGUCUCUCCAUCUAAAGUGUACAGUGUCAGAGAGGCAUUCUCUUCACAGUUGAGUUCUGGUUUUGACACUGGAUCCCUCUGGUCUAGACAGCCCUUUGAGCAGUUUGGUGUUGCUGAUAAAAUUCACAAUGUUGCAAUGGAGGGUGCAGGAAGCAGACCUAAUGCAAUUGUUCAAGAAACUACAUUUGAGUAUAUAGAGGGGAAACUUCUUCGGUCUCUUAGACUUUGCAUUGUGAAGCUCUUAAAACUGGAGGGGUCUGAUUGGUUGUUUAAACAGAAUGAUGGAAUUGAUGAGGAUCUGAUUGAUCGCGUGGCAGCAAGGGAAAAAUUUGUUUAUGAAAUUGAAACUAGGGAGAUGAAUCAAGUUAUUCAUAUGGGUGAAACUCGCUAUUUUCCUUCUGAUAGGAAAUCUGUUUCUUCGUUGAAAAACAAUGAGGCAAAUUCCUCUAAUCCUUUGGUUUCCUCAGUUCCCAACUGUGGGGAGGGAUGUGUAUGGAGAUCAGAUUUAAUAAUAAGCUUUGGGGUCUGGUGUAUCCACCGUAUUCUUGACCUCUCAGUUUUGGAAAGCCGGCCAGAGCUUUGGGGGAAAUACACCUAUGUGCUCAAUCGCCUCCAGGGCAUCAUUGAACCAGCUUUUUCGAAGCCUCGUACUCCUUCAGCCCCAUGUUUUUGCCUUCAAGUUUCCACUACACACCAGCAAAAUUCAAGCCCACCUCUUUCUAACGGGAUGCUACCCCCAAUUGUGAAACCAGGCCGAGGCAAAAACACUACUGCAUCAACGUUGCUUGAGCUGAUUAAAGACGUGGAAAUCGCUAUCUCUAGCAGGAAAGGACGUACAGGUACUGCAGCUGGUGAUGUGGCUUUCCCAAAGGGCAAGGAAAAUUUGGCUUCCGUUCUCAAACGGUACAAGCGAAGGUUAUCAUCCAACAAGCUCGUUGGUAAUCAGGAGGGGACUGGUUCUCGCAAGAUCCCCUCAACAGGAUCAUACAACCAAUAACAUUUUGCAUUAACAGAAUCAGGUUUCUAUGGGGAUGUUUUAUAAUUUAUACUGUGAAGCAGCUCAUACCUAGAUCAAGGCGUGCUCUGCCUCCGUGUAUCAAAUUCCUUGCAGCAGAUUUUAUCUUUGUAUGUGACAUACAUAUAAGGAAAGAAUUAUAUGCAACUGUGUCAAAAUCAAAGUUAAAAAUGGUUAGAUGGAAAUAGAUCCAUUUUGUUUUUGUUGUUUUUUUUGUUGAUUAAAUUGCUUAUCUAGCUAGUCGAUAGAAGGCAGGGAAACAAUUGAGUUUUGACAGGAUUGUUUCCUAACUUUUGUACAAACUCCGAAUUUUUAUUGUUUGAAAUUUUCGCGAUGAAGCCUGAAAAAAAGAUGUUACAAGUACA